This is a messenger RNA of Trichomycterus rosablanca, 1570 nucleotides long. RefSeq lists its product as uncharacterized. Gene Ontology annotation, molecular function: N4-(beta-N-acetylglucosaminyl)-L-asparaginase activity; asparaginase activity; beta-aspartyl-peptidase activity. Gene Ontology annotation, biological process: protein deglycosylation. The record is from RefSeq and is a predicted model, not a curated record. Lineage: Eukaryota; Metazoa; Chordata; Actinopteri; Siluriformes; Trichomycteridae. The transcript is spliced from 10 exons. Gene Ontology annotation, cellular component: cytoplasm. Bases 545 to 1405 code for a protein of 286 amino acids.
AUACAUGGAUAUUGAUACAUACGGUUUAUUCUCUGGAGCGGUAUGUUCCAAUUGCUUUAUACAUUCAGACUAUAUCCGCGUUUAACAUCAUGACUGUCAUUUCCUGUUUACAAAGAUAGCUUAGUAAUUAAAAAGAGAACUUGACAGAACUUGACACAAUCCAGCAACAAUGUCAGGGUGAAAUGGAAUGCAGACUUCAAGACAGGCAUUAUCAACAUUGUGGCAAAAUGAAAGCAAAUUCCUGCUCUUUUGUUCCAGGGUCUAGUGGAAAGCCUUUCUUGAGAGGAACGACGUCCAUGCUUUGUUCAUGGUUUAAAUACAACUAACACAUAGUGAUGUAUUGUUUUAGUACAAACUUCUGGCCAUCUAGUGUAUUUUGGGUUGGAUCUAUCAAUGUAAUGUUUUUUUUUAAAUAUAGGUAUUAAUAUUACAGUGUCUUCAUUAACAACAAGAAACUUUACACACAAAACACUGUCAGUCUUUAUACUCAGGUGUUGAGGGAUCCUGGUUUACAAAUAAGUAGAGACUGAACCAGGCAUGCAGAAUGGCAGCUGUGGGUACUUGGUCUUUUUCACACCCUGCUGUAGAGAGAAUGCGGUGCAUGAUUCUAGCUGGACAGAAUUCCACUGAUGUUGUGGAAACUGCACUUGCAGAUGUUGAGGAUGAUGUGCAAACAGGACGUCACAUAGUUGGGAGAGGAGGCUUCCCCAAUAACAGAGGAAUAGUUGAAUGCGAUGCAGCAAUAAUGGAAGGUGUACCUGGGAAAUUUGGGGCAGUAGCUGCAUUACGAGGAGUAGGGCAGCCAUCCCGGGUAGCACGCAGAGUAUUGGAGAAAAGUCCUCACAGCUUUUUAGUUGGUGAAGGAGCUGAAGCAUUUGCAAGGGAACAGGGCUUCGUCAUUGAGCCCAAUGACAACAUGCUCUCUGACCAUACAGCCACAGCUUAUCAGGAAUUUUUAAAAACAGAAAAGCAUGUCAGUGGCCAUGAUACAAUAGGUCUCAUUGCUCUGGAUCUUCAGGGCAACAUAACCGUUGGUGUUUCCACAUCAGGAAAACCUUUCAAAGCUCCAGGGCGAGUGGGAGACUCUCCACUUCCUGGAUGUGGAAUUUAUGCUGACCACACAGUGGGGGCUGCGGCAGCUUCAGGUGAUGGUGACAAAAUAAUGUGCUACUGCCCUAGCUUUCAGAUUGUUCAGCUGAUGAGGCAGGGUUUAUCUCCUGAAGAAGCCUGUUGUUCUGUUCUCACUGAUAUUAAAAGAAGAGCAGGAGAAGAGAAAUGCUUUGAGAUAGCGCUCAUCGCCUUAAACAUGAAGGGAGAAACUGGUGCUGCUUCUUCAGUGAACUUUCCAUUUACCUUUUGGAAGCAAGGGAUGGAUUCAGUAGAGAGGCAUAUCCUGUCUGAUUAAAUGUACUUUGUUGUUAAUACAUUGUCCUUGAUUAUGCCUUCUUAAGUAUCAGAAUAUUGAAAUGAUAUUUGGAUGUUGUAAUAGUACUUUUUAACCAAUAAUAAUAAAUGUAUAAAAUGAUUUUUUGAUACAUAUUUCGAUAAAUGUAUGUUAUUCUCAUCAGAA